CACAACCCCAUCCCAAAUACUCUGCAGCGAACGACCGACGACGAGCGAGAACGAGCGACGAGCGGCGAAACUCCGGCGAUUCCUCCCUAUCUUGUCAAUACUACUUCACUUCCAUCUUCUUCAACACUCUAGAAUAUGGAUUUCUCAAACUUCCCAAUUGUGUGUCAUUGGGGAGGGAACGUAUAUGAGGAAGGUGGUCAAAUACGCCAUGAAGGUGGUAGAAGCAACUUUGUCAUUGUUUCUCGUGGCGCAUGUCUGCUUGAAAUGCUGCAAAAAAUCUUUGUAGUUACACAGAUUCCUCCUAACCGGUCUUUGCGCUUGAAAAUGAAAUUUUCCAUGAACGGGGAAAAUUACAUGCUUAUUCCACUUCUUGAUGAGCUAGCUGUGACAAAUAUGUGGAUGAUAAUUGACAUGGAGAGUAUGUCCUCGCUGGAGAUAUACAUUGAGAAAUCCAUUGGUGACUCUUCUACAGCUCCGACAACAUCAAAUGAUGUUGUAUCUAGGCAUGGUGUCAAUGCAGGUUUCAAUGCAGGGAACUCCUCUAAUGCUACUGUACUGGACAUGGUUAUAGAGGAAGAUGGUAUAUAUUUGCACAAUGGUGCAUCAUUUGUGGAUGGGCAGGGCAGUGAUGAUGAUGCUAACGAGAACAUCAAUGGUGAUGACAUGACAGAAUCUGAUGAAGAUGAUGGCGAUACUGUCAGAGCAACUGCCCCGUAUAGCCACUUUACUAGAAUAUAUGAUCUCCUGAAGACUUUAUUGAUGCCUGGAUGAGUGGAGCGGGUAUGAAAAGUUUUACACCCGAAGGUGAGUUUGAAGUUGGUCAACAGUUUGACAACAAAGAACAAGUCAUCAAUAUGGUGAGCUUGUAUUCUAUCAAACGAAAACAAUUUUAUCGGGUGAUGGAGUCCGAUAAACACAAAUGGGUGGCAGAGUGCAAGAGGAAGAAAGAAUGUGAUUGCCCCUAGAGAAUACGCGUCACAAAGAACAAAGGCAACCUCGACAGCUUCACAGUUGUGUGUUAUCCUGGACCUCAUUCUGCCACAUGUGUUGGCAACACCGACAGUACCGAUCACGUGGCGAUGACUUCUGAUUUCAUUGCUAAAGAUGUGAUUGACAGUCUUCGCACUGAUCCUUCCCUUAAAGUGCAUACUAUCAUUGAGAUGCUGAAGGAAAAAUAUGGGUAUACGGUAUCGUACAGGAGAACAUGGAUGGGGAACACAAAAGGCAUUGCAGAAAUAUUUGACGGUUCGGAGAAGUCAUAUUCUGAAUUGCCCCAUUUCAUAACCGCGCUCCAACAUUCCAAUCCUGGAACUGUUGUAAACUUG
Cuscuta epithymum is the source of this 1325-nucleotide messenger RNA. NCBI's taxonomy places the organism in Eukaryota, Viridiplantae, Streptophyta, Magnoliopsida, Solanales, Convolvulaceae. The record is from the annotation of a GenBank genome assembly.